Molecule: messenger RNA, 1185 nt
Organism: Arachis stenosperma
Lineage: Eukaryota; Viridiplantae; Streptophyta; Magnoliopsida; Fabales; Fabaceae
Exons: 4
Coding region: 1-1185 (394 amino acids)
Source: RefSeq, a predicted model, not a curated record
AUGGUGGAUGGUGUUGCUGGCAUUGGGCCUGAUUAUAAAGGUCCUUCUUAUGAUAAGCUCAGGGUUAACUUAUUAGCCGAUCUCAAAAGGGAGUGUCAAAUAGUUGUUGAUAGCUAUAGGUCUGCUUGGAAAGAAAUUGGAUGUACCCUCAUGGUUGAUGGUUGGAUAGAUCAAAGGCAAAGAACGUUGAUUAAUUUGUUGGUUUAUUGUUCGAAAGGGUUGUGCUUUGUGAAAUCUGUAGAUGCUUCAAAUGUGGUAAAAAAUGCUUCAAGCUUGUGUGACUUGUUUUCUGAGGUGAUUGAAUGGAUUGGACCUGAUAAUAUUGUUCAUGUAGUGACUAAUAAUGCGGCGAAUUAUGUUGCUACUGGUAGGCUUAUUAAUAAGAAGUUUGAAAAUAUUCACUGGUCACCUUGUGCUGCUCAUUGCUUGAAUCUUAUUCUAAAAGAUAUAAGCAGCAUGCCACAUAUUUUUAACCUUGCAACACGUGCUUCAAAGAUUACCGUGUUUGUGUAUAAUCAUACGGUGUUUUUGUCCUGGCUAAGACAAAGAACUACUUGGAAGGAGAUUGUUCAUCCAGGUGCAACUCGUUUUGCCACUGUCUUAAUCACAUUGAAGAGUAUCUUUGAGCGCAAAAUGGAAUUACAAGCAUUGGUUGUUGAUACACACUUUACCGGACACAAAUUAGGAAGGAGUGCUAAUGGUAGAGCUGUGAGUGCAAUUAUCCUAGACAAUAAAUUUUGGGAUGAUUGUUUUACUGCAUGCAAAAUUGUGAGUCCGUUGAUUAAACUGAUGAGGUUGGUAGAUGCUGAUGAUAAACCAUCAUUGGAAAUUGUUUAUGAAAAUGAAUGGUGGAGGUUGUUUGGUGAUUCUGCUUCAUGUUUACAAAGCAUGUCAGUUCGCAUUCUUAGCCAAGGAUCUGCUUCUUCGGGGACAGAAAGACAAAAGAGAAAGCAAAAGGUACAAUAUGAUCCAAUCGAUAUUGAAAGUAUUAAUUUGGUUGACUUUUGGGUGACGGAAGAGGUUGUUGAAAAAGAGCCUGAUCUUCCAAAUGAGAUUGAUGUUGAUUUAGAUCAAGGUGGUGGUGGUGGUAGUAGUAGUAGUACAUUUUAUGCUGCACCACUUGAUUUUUCUAGUCCUAGUAGUGGACAUGAAGGUGAUGAUAUCAACAAAGCAAAUCUGCAAUAA